Molecule: messenger RNA, 4468 nt
Organism: Peromyscus eremicus (cactus mouse)
Lineage: Eukaryota; Metazoa; Chordata; Mammalia; Rodentia; Cricetidae
Gene: Timeless
Product: timeless circadian regulator
Exons: 29
Coding region: 211-3798 (1195 amino acids)
Biological process (GO): replication fork arrest; DNA replication checkpoint signaling; DNA repair
Cellular component (GO): replication fork protection complex
Molecular function (GO): DNA binding
Source: RefSeq, a predicted model, not a curated record
GGCGCAGGCGCAGACGGGUCGCUCCAGCCGAGUGGCGGGAAAGGCUGCGGCCCCGCACCUCAGUGCCGCUGUCUCUCCGAGGCUCCGGGGGACGCGCGGAGAGCGGGGCCCUGCGUCCCUCUUCCUUGUCACUCAGGCCUCCACGACUUCAUCUCCUGGCUCCAUUGUCCGUCCUCCCAAUAGCUGGGCCUUUGGUGUGUGGACUUGUCCAUGAUGAACUGUGAACUUCUAGCCACGUGUAGUGCCCUUGGGUACUUGGAAGGAGACACUUACCACAAGGAGCCAGAUUGCUUAGAGAGUGUGAAGGAUUUGAUCCGCUACUUGAGGCAUGAGGACGAGACGAGAGACGUGCGGCAGCAGUUGGGAGCUGCGCAGAUCCUGCAGAGCGACCUCCUGCCCAUCCUCACCCAGCACCGCCAGGACAAGCCUCUCUUCGAUGCCGUCAUCAGGCUGAUGGUGAAUUUGACUCAACCGGCCUUGCUCUGUUUCGGCAGCGUGCCUAAGGACCCCAAUGUGCGGCACCAUUUCCUGCAGGUUUUAACUUACCUGCAGGCCUACAAAGAGGCCUUUGCCAGUGAGAAGGCUUUUGGAGUCCUCAGUGAAACCUUGUAUGAGCUGCUGCAGCUGGGCUGGGAGGAUCGGCAGGAAGAAGACAAUUUGCUAAUAGAACGGAUCCUGUUACUAGUCAGGAAUAUUCUCCACGUCCCAGCCGACCUUGAGCAGGAGAAGAGGAUCGAUGAUGAUGCCAGCAUCCACGACCGGCUUCUUUGGGCGAUGCAUCUCAGCGGCAUGGACGACUUGCUCCUCUUCCUGUCCAGCUCAUCUGCUGAGCAGCAGUGGAGUCUCCACGUGCUGGAGAUUGUUUCCCUGAUGUUCCGAGACCAGAACCCUGAGCAACUAGCCGGGACAGGGCAGGGGCGCUUGGCUCAGGAGCGAAGCACAGAUGUGGCAGAAUUGGAGGUGCUGCGCCAGCGGGAGAUGGCGGAGAAGAGAACUCGAGCCCUCCAGCGAAGCAACAGGCACUCUCGAUUUGGGGGCUCCUACAUUGUCCAGGGGUUGAAGUCCAUUGGGGAGAGGGACGUCAUCUUUCACAAAGGCCUUCACAAUCUCCGAAACUACAGUUCAGAUCUGGGGAAGCAGCCCCGGAGGGUGCCGAAGCGUCGCCAGGCUGCCCAGGAGCUGUCCAUUCAUCGCCGUUCUGCCCUCAAUGUGAGGCUCUUCCUCAGAGACUUCUGCUCGGAGUUCCUGGAGAACUGCUACAACCCGCUCAUGGGCGCAGUCAAGGAUCACCUGCUGCGGGAGAAAGCCCAACAGCAUGAUGAGACCUACUACAUGUGGGCUCUGGCUUUCUUUAUGGCCUUCAACCGAGCUACCUCCUUCCGCCCUGGCUUCGUCUCCGAGACCCUCAGUGUCCGUACCUUCCACUUCGUGGAGCAGAACCUCACCAACUACUAUGAGAUGAUGCUGACUGACCGCAAGGAGGCCGCCUCCUGGGCACGCCGGAUGCACUUGGCUCUCAAGGCUUAUCAGGAGCUGCUGGCCACAGUGAAUGAGAUGGACAUCUGCCCAGAUGAGGCCGUGAGAGAGAGUAGUCGCAUCAUCAAAAACAACAUUUUCUAUAUGAUGGAGUACCGAGAACUCUUCCUGGCACUCUUCCGAAAGUUCGAUGAGAGGUACCACCCACGUUCAUUCCUUCGUGACCUGGUGGAAACCACCCACCUCUUCCUCAAAAUGUUGGAACGGUUUUGUCGGAGCCGAGGAAACCUGAUGGUGCAGAACAAAAGAAAAAAGAGAAAAAAGAAAAAGAAGAUUCAAGACCAAGGUGUUGCUCCUGGUAAUGUCUCACGUAGCCCUGGGGAGCUGGAGGCCAUGUGGCCAGCCCUGGAAGAGCAGCUGCUGCGGUGUGCCCAGGAGCCUGAGCUCAGUAUAGACUCCAUCGCUCCCUUUGACGCGGCCUCAGAGAUACCAGUGGAAGAGCAGCGGGUAGAAGCCAUGGUGAGGCUCCAAGACUGCCUUCUGGCUGGCCAGGCCCCACAAGCCCUGGCCCUCCUGCGGUCUGCCCGGGAGGUGUGGCCUGAAGGAAACGUGUUCGGCUCCCCGGACAUCUCCCCUGGGGAAGAAAUGCAGUUGCUGAAGCAAAUCCUUUCCGCGCCCCUUCCAAGGCAGCAGGAGCCGAUGGAAGGAGAUGCCGAGGAGGAGGAGGAGGAGGAGGACGAGGAGGAGGACGAGGAGAUGCAGGUGGUCCAGGUGUCAGAGAAAGAGUUUAACUUCCUGGACUACUUGAAACGCUUUGCAUGCUCAGCCAUCGUGCGAGCCUAUGUGCUCCUGCUGCGGAGCUACCGGCAAAACAGCGCUCACACCAACCACUGUAUUGCCAAGAUGCUGCACCGGCUGGCCCACGACCUGGGGAUGGAAGCCCUGCUUUUCCAGCUCUCGCUGUUCUGCCUCUUCAGUCGGCUUCUGAGUGACCCGGCUGCCGGGGCCUACAAGGAGCUAGUGACUUUUGCCAAAUACAUCCUUGGCAAGUUCUUUGCCUUGGCUGCAGUCAACCCAAAAGCUUUUGUGGAGCUGCUGUUCUGGAAGAACACUGUGGUGGUCCGAGAGAUGACUCAGGGAUAUGGCUCCCUUGACACUGGCCACAGAGCCGCUGCAUGGAGCCCUGAGGAAGAGGCCCAGCUUCAGGAUCUAUACCUCGUCCAUAAGGAUGUGGAAGGGCAGGAUGUGGUGGAGAUCAUCCUCGAGCAUCUAAAACCUGCUUCUCGAACACGCAAGCAGGUCAUCCACCAUCUGGUACGGAUGGGACUGGCCAGCAGUGUCAAGGACUUCCAAAGGAAAGGGACCCAGAUCGUCCUGUGGACUGAGGACCAGGAGCUGGAGCUGCAGCGGCUCUUUGAGGAGUUCCAGGCUUCUGACGAUGUUCUCGGUCAUAUCAUGAAGAAUAUCACAGCCAAACGUUCUCGGGCUCGAAUAGUGGAUAAACUGCUGGCCCUAGGGUUGGUGUCGGAGCGGCGGCAACUAUACAAGAAACGGAGAAAGAAGUUGGCGCCCUCUUGCGUGUCAAAUGGAGACGAGUCCCCGAAAGAUUCUCGGCAGGAAGAUCCGGAAGAGGAAGAGAGUGAAGAAGAUGAAGAGAAAGAGGAAGACUUGGAGGAAGAACCAGUUCAGGGAAGUUCAGUUUUCUCUGCUGAAAACCUUGGUCAAAGCCUGCGUCAGGAAGGUCUCUCCGCUCCCCUCCUGUGGCUCCAGAGCUGCCUGAUUCGCGCAGCAGAUGAUCGGGAAGAGGACGGCUGCUCCCAGGCAAUCCCUCUGGUGCCUCUGACAGAAGAAAAUGAGGAAGCAAUGGAGAACGGACAGUUUCAGCAUCUUCUACAAAAGCUAGGGAUCCGGCCCCCCUCCUCAGGACAGGAAACCUUCUGGCGAAUUCCAGCCAAGUUGAGCUCCACCCAGCUUCGGAGAGUGGCAGCUUCUUUGAAUCAACAAGAUGAGGAAGAGAGAGAAAAGGAGCCAGAGCUACAUCCAGGAGUCCCCGGAGAGCAGAGUCCCAGUGAGGAGCACCGAGCCAAAGCCCUGAGAGCCCUCUUGUCAGCCCGUAAGAAGAAAGCAGGCCUGGUGUCCCCAGGAGUCACUUCAGAGGAAGAGACCACUGGGGAGAAAGAAUGGAAAACAAUGCCCAAGAAGCGGGAACUGCUGGACAGUGAUGAUGAAGAGGAUGAGGGGAAGGGGCAAGCACCAGAGCUGGGAACUCGAGUAAUCCACAAGAAGAAACGAUUUCAAAUUGAAGAGGAUGAUGAUGACUGACAGGCCAGAUGCCUCCUCGUGCUGGAGACAGAUGCAGUUGGAAGGCACAGCAGCUACCGUGCUGGCACGGAAAGUGAUCGUCCCUACAUGGAGGGCCCAGGAACCCCCAGGGCAGCAGUGCUGGGUGGACUCUGCAGUCGUCCUACCCCAGCUUUAUCAUCUCUGAUGUGAAAUCCAGCUAGACUCCGGAAAUGUAAUCCUCUUCUAGGAACCGUCUCUUAGGAGACAGGAGGAGUAAAUGAAAUACACAGGGCAGCCUGCACGCCUCUCUGGCUGUCUGAGGUGGAUCCCAGCCGCAGACAGGGAGCUUCAUGGCUGCACAUGGGGCGUUCACACUGUCCUCAGAAAGCACUGGAUUUCCUCCAUUUUCUUUCCAGUGGUUGAUCCCAGGACACAGGGUUGAGCCCAUUCCUGCAGUAGAGGUAGAGUUAGGAUGCACUGCUCUCAAGAUGACAGACAUCUUGAUUUGUGUUUAAACAUGUAAAUUAAAAGUUGCUGAUGGUGAUGUGACUUGUCACUCAGUUCUCCAGCCAGCCAUCUGUUGUGUUUUUGGAAGAGUUAGAGUUAAAUCAUUUCCUGAGCUGAGCAGGGAAGCAGAGGAUUACCACAGGAGAGGGAAAAGGCUGGGUAUACCACCACGCCUGGCCCAAUAAAUGUAAUUUUAAAAGGA